UUGAGGGGUGGCAUCAAAGUAUCCAAAGUGCAACACAAUCAAGAAUUGCAUAAAUCAUGAUACUUUAUACUACUUUUUUCUCAUACCAUAACGACAUAAUUAAAGACUAUAUUGAAACAAAGCAAAACCCAAAAUUGAUCUCAAAAUUUUCCGGACAGAUGAAACCAAUUUAAGUUGGGAUACCCAAAAUCUCGAGUGCAAAAUUUAAAUGCUUUUAAACAGUCGAGUUAGAGAAACCCCUAAUUCUUAUUACCCCUUUUUGGCUUGUUAGAAACACGACAUCCGAACACGUACCAGGAGGCGUCGUUCCGCGUGAAAGUCAUUUAAGUCAACACAGGACUGGCCAAUAGGCUCUUCGAUCUGAAACGGCACCGUACGCGUGCGAAGUGUCCAAACGGCAUUGCGUUUCAACGCUCAGGCACUUGGCCACACUCACUCCUUCCCCAUCACGCUCCGUGCUGUUGUUGCUGCUACUGGUUCAGUAAAGGUGGGUGCUUUAGCGAAAGAGCACACGCCAUAGCAGGCAGCCCAUAGUCGUAAUGAACGACCUCUCAAAUGCAGCUCUGAGAGACCACCAAAGCAGCGCCUUCAAGCCCAUACCUUCUCUGGUCCUCUACAUUCUUGCACCCAUCUUCUUCUUGGGCCUCUCGGUCUCCAUCUUCAUCCUCAUUGUGGUCCGCAACGCCCUCUUCUUCGUCUCCUUCCUCGUGCUCUCUGCUCUUGUUUUUGCUUUCGUUGUCUGGAACAAGCGUCACUGGGCGAAGAAAGCUGCAUUCUUUUUGUUCCUCGACUCUCUUCCUGAGUCUGACCUUCGUCUCGCUCAGCACGGGCAGCUUGUUAAGAUCACUGGGAUUGCUUCAUGUGAGAGUCUCUCCCUGGAAUCUUCAUAUGAAAAGGCUACUGGAUGUAUCUAUGCGUCUACUCUUUUAUAUGAAUAUAGGGGAUUAACUCGACAGCCAGUGAAUAUCAAUAGAUCAUGCUUCCAGUGGCAUUUAGCAUAUUGUGAGAGAUUCUCCACAGACUUUUACUUAACCGAUCAGAAGUCUGGUCUUAGAGCUAAUGUCAAAGCUGGUUCUGGUUGUAAAGUUAUUCCACUGGUCGUUGAGAGCAAACUUGUCAACACUAAAAGAUGUAGACUCCUCUCCCCUCACUUGAGGAAAUGGUUAAGUGAGAGAAAUCUCUCGUCUGAAUCCCGUCUACUACGUCUGGAGGAAGGAUUUGCAUGAGUUUUGGCAGGUAUGUACAAGAAGGCAGCUCUGUGACAGUAUUUGGAAUGUUGCAUAGAAACAAUGAGAUAACUACGAUUGUUCAACCACCAGAAGUAAUCUCCACUGGGUGUCUAUGGCGAAAACUGCUUCUCCCAGUCGACAUUGAUGGGCUGAUCCUAAGGGUCUCUCAUCUGGCUCAGCAUUCUGCCAACCCAAAUUCUAUACAAUAGCCAGAAAGAUAGUAGGUAGGACAAGAUUUUUGGAUGAUAACCCUUUUUUCAUUUCAAAACAAAACAGUCUGUUUUACUCUGAAUCUUGAUGUCUCACUAACCAUUAUGUACACCUUCAGCUGUAAAACAUUAAUUUGCUCUUGAUGUCUCUUUUCUAUAGCACUUUGAUUGCUUCUGUA
Prunus dulcis (almond) is the source of this 1617-nucleotide messenger RNA. RefSeq lists its product as uncharacterized. The transcript is spliced from 4 exons. Bases 540 to 1226 code for a protein of 228 amino acids. Lineage: Eukaryota; Viridiplantae; Streptophyta; Magnoliopsida; Rosales; Rosaceae. The record is from RefSeq and is a predicted model, not a curated record.